AUAUAGUGGAGUAUAGUUAAGAUUUUGCUAAGGCUGAUGGAUACAGUUGUUGCGUUACUCAUCGGUGCAUUGCAAGCAAGCCCCACAGCUAUACAAUCGUGUGCAGUGGGCGUUAUCCCCCUACAAUUCAUCACCGUUUCUAGACGUAAAGUGGGUUUGCCGUUAGGAAGACCGUUUACUCUAUGUUGUGACAUCUUUUGCCAAGGGAAGUCAGCAUCUUCUCGCCACCAGUCUGCAAUUGCUCUCCAGAUUACGCACGCUGCAGCUUCUUGCGCUCGCUGCACACUCAGGAUGUAGAAUAUCGGCCACCAACUUUGUGCAUACCCUUUCAUUUAUCUCCACCUUUUUAAACAUAAGGGCCACAGGCAGAAGCUAGAUUUGUCCCAGUAUCUGCUUACUGCGUUAUCACUAGGCUGUGCCUCUUAUGGGCAGUGCCUCUUUCUGUUUGAACACAUGAAACACACAUAGGCGUUCACACGCAUUAACUGCAGUGCUCCAUCACUUUAUGCAUCCCCCAGUUCCAGUUCUCCAAAGCGCGGAACACUGGAACCCCAAGGAGUCCAGGGCAGGUACGUCCCAGCUGGGCAGUAGAUCACAGCGAUCACCCUCACCGGUAACCAAUCGUCGAUCCUUAAGACCGUUCUGAGGGGGCUGUUUUCUUUAUCACCAGGGGGGCAAAUAGAGGAAGAGAGGAAAGCAAGACUAUUUCAUCCAUUGUCAGUGCGCAGACUCACCACAGUUACAAAUUAUUUCUUGGAUGCGGUACUCAGAGGUAUUAAAGCAGAAGACAACUGGACCCGAUUUCAUGCGUAGAAGAAAAAAAUGAAAUUCCCAAUUGAGACUCCGAGAAAGAAGGUGAACUGGGAUCCUCAAGUGGCCACUCCUUCAGCAACAGUACCUGAAUGUGAACCCAAGAUUAAUGGGCAUUACAUGGGCCACAGGCUGUCUGUGUCCUCCCGGGCCACUGUAGUGGCUAGCAUGGACAAUACCUCUCAAUCUUUGUAUACUGUUAUGAAAUGGAAAACAGUCGUGGCUGUCUUUGUAGUUGUGGUGGUCUACCUGGUGAUCGGGGGUCUAGUAUUCCGAGCACUGGAGCUACCUUUUGAAAGGAACCAGAAGUACACCAUUGCUUUGGAGAAGGCAGACUUCCUGCGGGAGCAUCACUGUGUGACACAGCAGGAGCUAGAGACUCUGAUUCAGCAUGCUAUAGAUGCUUCAAGUGCAGGAGUUAGUCCAGUAGGAAAUUCAUCAAAUAGUGCCAGUCACUGGGACCUUGGAAGUGCCUUUUUCUUUGCUGGAACUGUCAUCACCACCAUAGGGUUUGGAAACAUUGCCCCAAGCACUGAAGGGGGGAAAAUUUUCUGUAUCUUAUAUGCCAUAUUUGGAAUACCACUCUUUGGCUUUUUACUGGCUGGGAUUGGAGACCAACUGGGGACGAUUUUUGGAAAAAGCAUCGCCAGAGUGGAAAAAGUGGUUCGACCAAAGCAAGUGAGCCAGACCAAAAUUCGUGUCAUCUCCACCAUCUUGUUCAUCUUGGCAGGCUUUGGUGUCUUUGUGUUUAUCCCAGCAGUCAUAUUCCAGUACAUUGAGGGAUGGACAACGUUGGAGUCCAUCUAUUUUGUGGUGGUCACACUGACAACAGUGGGCUUCGGUGAUUAUGUAGCAGGUGGAAAUACAGACAUUUCCUACCGAGAGUGGUACAAGCCUCUGGUCUGGUUUUGGAUUCUGAUUGGCCUUGCCUACUUUGCUGCUGUUCUCAGCAUGAUUGGAGACUGGCUCAGAGUGCUGUCCAAGAAAACAAAAGAAGAGGUUGGGGAAAUAAAAGCUCAUGCAGCUGAAUGGAAGGCCAAUGUAACUGCUGAGUUCCGUGAAACCCGCAGACGUCUAAGUGUUGAGAUUCAUGACAAGCUUCAACGGGCGGCAACCAUCAGAAGCAUGGAGCGCCGAAGACUAGGACUGGAACAGAGAGCCCACUCAUUAGACAUGUUGUCACCAGAAAAGAGAUCAGUGUUUGCUGAGUUGGAGAAAGGGCGCUUUAAGGCAUCAUCCCAAGAGAGCAUCAACAGCAAACCCAAUAACCUUCGGGCAAAGGUAGCAGAGCGUUAUGAAAAGUCAAGGCAGGGAGCCUCCGAGGACAACAUUAUUAAUAAACUCACCAGGAGGAAAAACCUGGAGCACAGGAAAAGCAUUCCGGAGGAUGUAAAGAAAAAAAUCUAUGAAACAUUUGGUAGCUAUUCAUCAGACAAGGAGGAAAAGAAGGAAGAGGAAGACGAGAAACUGUAUGAUUCGAACACCACUAUUCUUGCUGACUGCAUACAGCACACAAUGGCCCUUGAGAAUGGAAUGGUACCAAAUGAAAACAAAGAAAAGGAGAGAAAUGGACUCCUUGCAAAUCAAAACUGAAAACCAAAAAUAAAAAAAUUAAAAAAAAUGAAAGAAAGUUAAAAAAAGAAAGAAAGAAAAAAGGGACUUGAAAUUUAUAAUUUCUAGGAUUUUUAACUUAAGAUGUGCCUUAUCCAGCCUUGUGUAGACUUUGGAGAAAGCCUGGUCAACACAUCACAGAGAUACAUUUUUCACUGUGUCAUAAAGAACUAAAUGCCUGUUCUGCCAAAUUUAUCAUAAUAAGUACUUGAAAAAAAAAAUAACAAAACAAAAGAAACAUGCCAGGGGCAACUUGGUUUCCAGGCACUUUCCAAUGACAAAGAGCACUGUGGAAAUAUUAUCGCUCUUAUCAAGGAAUGCAUGGUGCUUAGUAAACUGUUCUGUUUUUCAGACUAGCAAAGAAGGACAAAUGUUUUUGUCUUUGUGGUGUAUUGGGUUUGCCAAAGUUGAAACUGCCGGUAAUGGCCUGGCUUGAGGUGGCUGGAUCUUUAACGGCUUUGUUUCUUCCUUUUGGAAUCAGCAUGUCAUACUAACUGGUUCUUUUUUCUGCUAGAGACAUUAUCUUCAUUAAAGUGGACAAGUGCUCAUAGUUAAGAUCCAUAUUGAAGAUUAUUCACAAUGUUGUUAAUGCCUGCUAUUGCUGUGUGUCAACUUGUCUCAAGCAAUUAAACUGAAACAGAUGCACACACAGAAAUACAGAUACACACACACACACACACACACACACACACACACACACACACACACACACACACACACACACACACACACACACACACAAACAAAAACACUCUGCAUACCCUACCCAGCUGACAAGCAUGCGUGCAUUGUUCAGUAAGUAACACUGUGGAUAUUAUUACUGUUGAAUAAAACAUUUUUUUAUAAAUCAA
Molecule: messenger RNA, 3272 nt
Organism: Protopterus annectens (West African lungfish)
Lineage: Eukaryota; Metazoa; Chordata; Ceratodontiformes; Protopteridae
Gene: KCNK10
Product: potassium two pore domain channel subfamily K member 10
Exons: 7
Coding region: 823-2403 (526 amino acids)
Biological process (GO): potassium ion transmembrane transport; stabilization of membrane potential
Cellular component (GO): membrane
Molecular function (GO): potassium ion leak channel activity
Source: RefSeq, a predicted model, not a curated record